AUGGUGGGGAACAACAAAGGAUUUGUGGCGCUUCUCUGUGAAUAUGAAAAUAGACCCGUCCUACGUUUCCAUUGCAUUCUACACCAGGAAGCUCUUUAUGUUCAGAUAUGCGACGGGCAGCUUGGUGAAGUGAUGUCGCUGGUUAUCCGUGUGAUUAACUUUAUUGUUGCUCGAGCCUUAAAUGAUGGACAGUUUAAAACCCUGCUGGAUGAAGUUGGUAAUAACUAUCAUGGUCUGAUUUUGCACAGCAAGGUAUGUUGUUUGUCAGACGGGAAGGUGCUUAGCCGUUUUGCAGCUUGCCUGAACGAAAUCCGGACGUUCCUUGAAAUGAACGGCAUUAAGCAUCGUGAGCUAGCCGAAACGGAGUGGCCCCACAUGUUUUAA
This is a messenger RNA of Dibothriocephalus latus, 384 nucleotides long. Lineage: Eukaryota; Metazoa; Platyhelminthes; Cestoda; Diphyllobothriidea; Diphyllobothriidae. The record is from the annotation of a GenBank genome assembly.